AGCAGACCAGGCGAGUGUGCGGUGGAGAGAGGUCGGAGAAGCAAGCGUUUUGAAGGUUCAUACAUACACAGGAGUGGUAGGAGGCUGAAGGACCAGAGAAAAAGCAAAAACAGCUUAUAAAAGGACUGAAAAGACAUCUAUUGGGGACAGAAGACCGAGAAGUAAUCAUUAGUGUAAUGGAGGAACCCUGUGAAAUCACUGAAGCUCCAGACACUUCUCCACCAGAGCAACCCACCAUUGGCUCUUACCAAUGGAAGAUAGACGGGCGAAAGCGCGGUGUUUGGGGUCGAUUGAAAGGAUGGAGGCAUUCACAAACUUCACAGGUCAAGGAUUCCCGGGGACCACGUAAAAGGUUCUCCCUAUUUAAGAAGAAAAGAGAUGCAGCAGAGCCCCGAACCAACAGCUUUGUUCAUUAUUUGCACUCUGUUACACAGAAGCUAGAAAGAAAGAAGGAGACCUGUCAACAGCCAGAGACGGUGGAGGAUUCCCCCCAGUCCUCGGUUCAUCAGCAUACUCCGGACUUACCCGUGUGGGACGUGUCAAACUUCUCCUUGGUGGACGGAUGUCUAAUGCUCACAAGAGGAGAGGAACAGGAUGCUUUCAGCAUCAGGAGCCGGGCAGGCAGCUGUGUGUUGAGCAAUGGGGCGGCUCAACUUGGCCAAGCGGAAGCAGACACUUCCACUGAUGGACACUUGGAUUCAAAAAAUCAGUUUAAUAAUGUCAAGGGUUUGAUUCUGAAGAGGAAAAAAAAGAAGAACAGAAAUAAAACAAGUACUUCAUCAUUACAACAAGAGGAGAGAAGUGUGAACGGAUCACGGGAAUCCCUGAACUGCAUCGAAAUUUUUGACCUGGCCAACGAGAAGGACGUCAUAGUAAGAGCACUACACAGCAGUAUCCGGGGGGAACGCUACUGCUUUGAGGUGAUCACUGCAAACGGAAGUCGCUGCUUUGGUUGUACCUCAGUCCAGGAACGUGAUCGUUGGAUUGAAAAUCUUCGCAGAAUUGUCCAACCAGACAAGGAUAAUUAUGAACACGAAGAAUGUUCCCUCAGCCUGUGGAUCCAUGAAGCAAAGGGCCUCUCUCACUCAGGUCCUGCUUCUCGUUCCCGUUAUUUCUGCGAGGUCCACCUGGAUGGCGCUUUGUAUGGACGUACCUCAAGCAAGACAGCCGAGUCUGGGGUGGUAUUCUGGAGCGAAAGCUUUAACUUGAGAGAUCUGCCCUCUGCCCGAGGUCAUGUGGCUAUUCACCUUCUUCGGGAAGGGAAGGAGGCUACCGGGGUAGGCACUGUAACACUGGCACUGGAAGGAAUGAAGGAUGGUGUGGAAAGAUGGGUUCCACUAGGAGGAGAGCUGACAUUGAGACUAAGGGGCAGAUACAGGAGGCUCCGUGUUCUACCUAUGGUGCAGUACAAAGAGUUUGCAGAGUAUCUCACCUGGAGGUAUCUCUUGUUUAGCAAAGCGAUGGAGCCAAUUCUGAGUGCUCGCGAAAAGGAAGAGCUGGGAAGGUCAUUGGUCUAUGUCCUGCAGAGCACCGGUCAAGCCAAGGAGUUUCUGGUGGAGCUUGGGGUGGCAGAGAUCUCUCGUUAUGAUGUCCAAGACUCAUUAAUAUUCCGAGAAAACACUAUUCUCACCAAAGCUAUUGAGGAGUACAUGAAGAUGGUGGGACAGACUUAUCUCCUGGAGACGUUGGGUCCGUUUGUAACACGACUCUAUGCCUCGGAGGACAGCCAUGAAGUUGACCCAUUGCGUUGCUCUCCAGAAGACUUAAGUGAGAACAGGAGUCAUCUGUGGAGUAGCUGUGAAGAAGCUUUACAAAGUAUCUUGCAGUCUCAGAGAUCAUUUCCACCUGAGCUCUUGGCCGUCUUUUCUGCCUGGCAGGACAAAGUUGCCCAAAGAGGUAGACCCGAAUUGGGAUCCCGAUUGGUCAGCGCCUGCCUCUUUCUUCGUUUCAUUUGCCCGGCUAUUCUCUCCCCGAGAUUAUUUAAUCUCUCUCCGGAACAUCCGCACCCUCUUGCAGCUCGAGCACUGACUCUGGUGGCCAAGGUCCUACAAAAUCUGGCCAACUUUACAAGGUUUGGGGAAAAAGAGGAUUACAUGGCAUUUAUGAACGGUUUCCUGGAACAGUACUGGGACCAGAUGAAUGACUUCCUGCUGACUGUCGCCAAUCCAGACAGUGAGGUCUCCGAAGUCAAUUAUGAAGGCAGUGUGGACUUGGCAUAUGAGCUUGCGGCUCUACACUCCAUGCUUUGUGGGAUUUUUACUGAUGUCCACCAGCAAACAAAAGACCAGCUGGAGCCCUUACCAACAAUCCUCAAGGCCCUAGCAGAGGGACAACCUGUCCCAGAAUGCAUCACUCAAGACCCCGUUUUCCACAACAGCCAAGAGGAUAGAGAGGAACCAGAUUUUGUUUCACCAAGAGACAUGCGUAACCUCCGCCCCCUUGUGAAGAAGAGCCAAUCGUUGAGUAGUUUGAUGAAAGAACGCUUGGUUCCGCCCUCGAGGAGCGAAGAGAGAGAAAGGAGAAACAGGCGUCAUGUGACCCGCACACAGAGUGUCCCUGCCCAGAGAAGAGAGGGAAAGGAGCGCAGACGUAGAACAGGCGCUGACACAAUGGAAGAGGAAGAGCAGGAUAUCAGUGAGACCACUGCAAAGAAACUGCCACGAAUAAGAGAACCGUCUACUCUCCCAAGGAGGAAGUCUACUGUGCCCUGGUGCAGGAAUGAGAACUUAGCCAUCCUGGGACAACAUAGGGAAGAAACCACCAAACAAGAACUGCAUCUUCAAGAGAUGAGGGGGCAGAUAGCAGAGAAUCAGGGCAAGCAAAAGGACCUAGAGGGGCAGUUACAUGCUUUGGCUGAGCAAGUACAGGCUGUGCUGGGGCAACUGGCAAAAGUGGAAGAGACUCAGAAGACUUUACAGACAGAGCUGGCUGAACAGAUGAGCCAAAUGCUGAACAGGAUUGUUGCCUUAGAGGGGAAAGCGACCCAGGAGACGACAGAUGGAGAAGAUACGCAAAAGCACAUUGUGGCUUUGGAGAAACGCCUUUCUACACUGGAAGAAUUGAAGGCGUCCGUGGACUCCGCUGAGACCACACUUCAGGGAGAGACCAAAGAGGAAAACACAACCAGUUCCCCAACACCCUGUUCCCCUUCUCUCCCAGGGAACACGCAUGGAUCUUAGAAAGUGUCCCAGUACAAAGGAUCUCCAACAGUGACUGCAUCUCAACAGUGUAGUGCGCGUGGUAUCGCUCAUUCAUGUGACACUUCAUUCAAACUCUGCCAUAAGAAUGUGCGUGUCUGCGAUACACAUAUUACAGAUUUGGUCCUUUUACCCACCAUUUAGCCAACUGCUUUACCCAUAAUGAUAACGUCAAUAGAUGCUCUAGAUGGGUCACGUUUUGGGAAGAGGGGAUAAAAUAAAAGAAGGGGGUCCACAAA
Messenger RNA from Spea bombifrons (plains spadefoot toad), 3436 nucleotides. It is a transcript of the gene RASAL3, whose product is annotated as RAS protein activator like 3. Gene Ontology annotation, biological process: regulation of GTPase activity. NCBI's taxonomy places the organism in Eukaryota, Metazoa, Chordata, Amphibia, Anura, Pelobatidae. The record is from RefSeq and is a predicted model, not a curated record. The transcript is spliced from 18 exons. Bases 177 to 3179 code for a protein of 1000 amino acids.